Messenger RNA from Pteropus alecto (black flying fox), 2770 nucleotides. It is a transcript of the gene CCDC121, whose product is annotated as coiled-coil domain containing 121. The transcript has 2 exons. The coding region runs from base 51 to 1430 and encodes 459 amino acids. The record is from RefSeq and is a predicted model, not a curated record. Lineage: Eukaryota; Metazoa; Chordata; Mammalia; Chiroptera; Pteropodidae.
CGUCAGAGCCUGGUCCUUUCCCGACCUGGCUCGGGUGCCAACUAGUGACUAUGUCGGGGCUGUGGAGGUUCUGGGAUGACCGCUGGAGGGUGACAGAAAUAGAGACGCUCAGCGUCAUGGGGUUGGGCCUGGGAAAGCCAAAGCUCUGGUUCCCCAGGGAACCAGAUGAGACGGGAUCCCGAGGGCAGGGCUUCCGCAGUAAGAAAAAGAGAGUGCGUUUUACUUUCGACCCCCAAACUGCGGGGAACAGAGCUGCCAAAGGACCUACUGCUAGGGUUCUUUCCGCCCCCGAGAAGGUUAAGCAGCUCAGGGCUGGACCUGCCAGGGAUCGAAUGGGGCACUGGGCAGAGCCGAGACCCGCUGAGCAUAGAACCGAGAAACUUCCCCUCCGGGGACGCGAUCUCCGUCUGAUGCAGGCCCCCAGCACUAGCUACGUGGGAAUCACUAAACUACAGCAAGAUGUUGGGAGCGAAUCCAAGUUUGCUGAGGACUCCAGUGUUACCCCUCCACCGUAUCUUAGUUUAAUGAAUAAUGUUUUCAAGUCAGAGAGGCUAACAAAGGCAGCGAUGUGGCUUAAAGAAAAGACAGUGGAAAUUAUGAGGCUGAACAUGCUGGUAAAACAAGCUCAAAUCCGGCAAGAACCGCUAAGGAAGGAAACCCACCAGCUGUUAACAGAAAAAUUACGCGUCCAGGCUGAAAAUAAAUUCUUUGAGGAAUAUCUGACCAAAAACACUGAAGCACGUAGAGAGCAAUAUGAGAAGCUGUGGGAAGUCUAUUUACAAAAAUGUGGGGAGAUUCAACGAAGGAAACAAGAAUCAGCCUCCAAAUAUGUGAAACAAACUGAAGAGCUUAAAAGCAAGUUCUUACAGAAGGAAAAGAUCCAGUUCGAUUUGGAGCAGCAGUUGCAGGCAAUGAAGGACAUUUCACUAGUAAGGGAGAAACAGGAGAGACGAAUACAGACAUUACAGGAGGAGAAAAAGAAAGCCCAAGCUGAAACAGAUGCAAAGAAACAGGAAGUGGAGAUCCGGUUCCUCCAGGAAAAAGCAUUACUGGAGAAAAAACUGAGGGAGCCAGACGUGACCCAUUUGGGAAAGGAAGAAAGGAAGGCGCUUCACAGGAAGGCCCAAGCUUUGCAGUCCGCAGCAGAGAAGUCUACUUUUGACUUCCACCUCGGCAUCCGCAGACAGAGCGAGAGGUUACAAAAGGAAAUACUGCAGCAAACUUGGCAAUGCCAGGAGCUGCAGGCUACUCACAGCCGGUUAGAAAAUCAGAAGCAGCAGCUGCAACAGGAACAAUGGUACAUUGAGUCCUUAAUCCGGGGGAGGCAACGACUGCACAGCAGGCAUAAUUCAGGCCCAAAAGGACAGGGUGCUUCAAAGACCACAGAAAACCCUCACUUGGGCAUUAAAUCAAGGAUUCAUCCACAGUAAUUCCUAAAAUAUCCCUGCUAAAUAAGGGCUGGAGUGAGUAUUCUUAGGUGCUGCAUAAACUUGGUUAGGAAGGGUUUUGGAUCUCAUUGCUAUGGUAAAAUAGCCAUCAUAAUGUGUUAGUAUAAAGGAUUAGGUAUCUUCCAGUCAUACUGCUAGAUAUCUGUGACCAGCUUCCCUUAAUUAGGUUUUUCUUUAGCUCUUAUUAAUAAACAGGAUGUUCCUCAAAACUUCCAGAUAACCUAACACUAUUUGCUAAACACUCAUAGAUUAAAUCAGCUCCAGAAAAACACCUAGAAGAAAUGAAAGGAAAAUAAUUGUGUGAUUUAUUUCAUCUAGCUGAGUUAGAUUUCUUUAUAGAGAAUCACCUUUAAGAGUAGCGUUUCAGAUUGACUUUAUAUUGGGCUUCCUGCUCUGUAAACAAUAUCAGUUUAUCCUCAUUCCUGUUGGCCAACUCAACAUACAGUGUUUUUAAGCUUUUUUAAAAAUUCUUGCCAGUGAUCAGGAAGACUUACAGUUUUCUCAUGAGUGAAAAAGUACUCUUAAUAACAGCAAGAUCAAUGAACAGUAGGCAGAAUGGCCUUUUGUCUGCUUCUGUCCUUACAAUUUUAGCUUUGAAUAAAUUGAGAAGAUAUAAAAGACAUAUAUAUUAGGUCAGCUCUCUUUUGAAAACAUUUUUCUGUGAAGAAAUAACCUCUAGAAUUACUGAGGUGGCUGAAUGCCUUGCUUAUUUUAGGAAAAUAUAUCAAAAGAACGUUUUAAAAUAUUUGAACAACUUUUUAAAGUCUUGAACCAUCAGUUUCCCUAGCAACAUCCAAAAUUCUAAAAUGACAAGAUUAUUAAAUAAAGUACUUUACUUUUAGGUCACCUAUUACAUUUUCUUACUAUAUGUGCACUUAAUACUACCUGAAAUGCCUUUUGUAAUGUGUGCCAUAUAUUUAUGCCUACCUAAUAGAACUGAGAAUAGUAUUUUAAAUUAGUAUAGAUUUUUGGGGUAGGGUUUUUAGGUUUGUUUGUUUUUUUUUGCAUUUAUGAUAUAUUGAUGCUUAGACCAGUGAUUUAUUUGAAUGCUGAAUACUGGUACAGGAAUAUAACCCCUUAACAUCGCUCCUCUAUGAGAAAAUAUAAUCUUUAUGUUUUCUAGAAAUUGUCAGUGAUGAAGAAUGUCAAAGUAAUUUUCUUGAAUUUUGUUUUAUUCAUAUGCAGAUUCCUUUAAAUUAGAUUUAAAAAGGACCAUCCCCCAAUGUGCCUUUAACUUCUAACUUUAACAAUUUUCUGUAAAAUAUGCAGUUUAUUAAACUUUUUGUUAUUAAAAAACAAAAGCCUGCUUAGAUUAUAAUUUA